AUGAACACUAGUAAAACAGUCACCUUCAAUCCAAUUAUCAGUUCAAUCCAGAAAGUAGCACUGUACGAGACAAAAACUAAACUCUACCUUAUCGGAAGCAACAAUCAAGAGACAAGGUUCAGGAUACUUGAGAUUGAUCGCACAAGCACCACAGAGCUGAAUAUCUUUGAAAAUCCAAAUGAAUUGGAGGUUAGAGAUAUCCGGAAACUCAUCAGCUCCAUUGGCUACACAAAGUCAAUAAGUGCUUAUGGAGUUCUGGGCUUUGUGCGAUUUCUCGAAGGAUACUAUCUGAUUCUCGUCACGAAGAGGACUCGCUGUGCAGUAAUUGGGAUGCACGUUAUCUACACCAUCAAAGAUACCGUCAUGAUAAAAGUCAAUGAAUCCUCAGCGAAACAGCCUCAUCCACAUGAACAGAGGUACCUCAAGAUGUUCUCCAACAUUGAUCUGAGAAGUAAUUUCUACUUUUGCUACAGCUAUGAUCUCACGAGGUCCCUUCAGUACAAUCUCUCCGGACCGAAGUAUGUUGGAUCUCAGGUUGACAUCAAUUCUGAUGAGCCACUGCCUGAUUGGGACAAAAUGAAAUCCAGUGGCGUAGACAGUAACAUAGAAUUCGCCUUCAGAAGCGUCUCCCGGAAACGAUUUGUCUGGAAUUCAUUUCUACUUCGUCCCAUGGAGCAUAUUUUGCAUAAAGAUUGGCUCCUGGAAAUAAUCCAUGGAUUCAUCAGCCAGUCAAAUAUUAAUAUUUUCGGACGAUCUGUUUAUGUGUGCUUAAUUGCGAGGAGAAGUACGAGAUUUGCAGGAACGAGAUUUCUCAAACGUGGAGCCAAUCAUAAAGGGGAUGUUGCCAAUGAAGUGGAGACUGAGCAAAUUGUCAUGGAUGGCCGAAGGAUGUGCAGUUUUAUUCAGAUGAGAGGAUCAAUUCCAUCUCAUUGGUCUCAGGAUGUUAGUAAGAUGGUUCCCAAGCCGCCAAUUGCUCUGGAUUUGGGAGAUCCCUAUGCUGAGACUUCUGCUAAGCAUAUUGAGCGAUUGUUGUUUCACUACGGAGCUCCAGUGAUAAUUUUCAAUUUGGUGAAGAAGAGGGAGAAGCGAAAGCAUGAGAGUAUUUUGACUGAGGAAAUGUUGGCCAGUGUUAAGUAUCUCAAUCAAUUUCUUCCACCGCCUCAUCGGAUAAAGUACAUCCAUUUUGAUAUGGCCAGGAAGAGCCGAGGGGAUGGGAAUGUGAUGAAUAGCCUUGCGGAUAUUGCUGAGAAUGUCAUUCAGCAGAUUGGGAUGUUUCUGUAUGAUGGAGAUGAGUCACAGAUGUAUCAGACGGGAAUUGUUCGAGUGAACUGUGUGGAUUGUCUGGAUCGUACCAAUACUGCUCAGUUUGCAAUUGGGAAGUGUGCUUUGGGGCAUCAACUCUGCAAAUUGGGCUUCAUUGAUCCGCCAAAGUUGGAAUUUGAUUCGGAUUGCGUAACUAUGCUUGAGACUCUCUAUGAGGAUCAUGGAGAUACCCUUGCAUUGCAGUACGGAGGAUCUCAAUUGGUGCAUAGGAUCAAGACGUAUAGGAAGACAGCAGCCUGGACUAGUCAGGGUAACGAUAUUAUGCAGACUCUGAGUCGGUAUUACAGUAACACGUUCUCGGAUACAGAAAAGCAACAUUCCAUUAAUUUGUUUCUCGGCUACUACGUUCCACAUGAGAAUGAUUCCAAGCAAAGCUCAGCCAUUUGGGAACUUCCCACAGAUUAUUACAUGCACAAUCUCCAGAGGCGUGAGAUGAGGUGUCAUUCAGUCAGGGAUGGUGCUCCACUGACAGAAUGGGUCAGACCAAUUGUAAUGAAGAAUCUCCCCUAUUCCACCAGUGACAGGAAUAAGAUUGUGGCUGAAUUGAUAAGGGUGCAUUCGAAGCAUGUGGAAAUGAUAGAUUCCUACUCAAAUUACCAUCUUCCACACAAAUUAACGGCUUUUGAGGAGCACAUUGCUUACCAGAUUAGUUAUUUGGCCAGGAAUUUUGUUCGUACUUUCCGCACGAACUUCAGUCCAUUUGAACCGGGAAAACAUGAAAGGAGCACAAGUUCCAAGAAUCCCUCACUAACUGGUCAGAGUAGUACAAGCUCAACAACAAGUUCCACAAGUUCCAGCAUGGAUGAGGCAUCCACGUCAGAUGAGGAACCUCUGACUGAUGUAAAAACACAAAAUUUCACAGAGACUGUAGCCACACAUUCCUUGACAACCAUCCUUCCCUCAACUCUGGAAAUCUACGGAAUGGAAGUUCGGAGGCCGGAUAAGAAAAACUACGCCCUGUACAAGAAGUACGUUCAAAUGGCGAAACAAUCAAUGCCAAUGGGGGAUGAGUAUCAAGUGAGAAGUUCCCAUCUGGGCAAUCAAAAGAAGGCUUUAGCUUCGAUUCAGCUGGUGCCACUCGGUGAUUUUGGGAGGGAUUCCUAUGAAAGUGUAGAGCCGCCUAAAGUUCCGGAGAAGAGCAUCGACGUUUAUAAGAGUUACGUGGACUCUCCUGGUUUGUUGUUCAAGAAGGAUGUCUCGAGUGUCAAUACAAGAGAUGUGAUAAGCAAAUAUGUAAAUUUUUCACUGUAGAUAUGCAAUAAAAUCAUGAGAAUCCA
This is a messenger RNA of Phlebotomus papatasi, 2600 nucleotides long. It is a transcript of the gene FIG4, whose product is annotated as polyphosphoinositide phosphatase. Gene Ontology annotation, cellular component: intracellular membrane-bounded organelle. NCBI's taxonomy places the organism in Eukaryota, Metazoa, Arthropoda, Insecta, Diptera, Psychodidae. The record is from RefSeq and is a predicted model, not a curated record. Gene Ontology annotation, biological process: phosphatidylinositol dephosphorylation. Gene Ontology annotation, molecular function: phosphatidylinositol-3,5-bisphosphate 5-phosphatase activity. The coding region runs from base 1 to 2574 and encodes 857 amino acids. The transcript has 4 exons.